AUGGGGGGGACUAAAGGGUUUGAGAGGGGCAUCACCAUGGAAACCAACUUGAGUCACAUGAUUCCUUCGAAUGUCUCAGUCCGCCUUUCUUGCAUUGGAGAUGCCAGUGCUACAAUGGCUGAGAACAGGCCGAGAACUUUGAGCUCGGUGCUUUAUCUUAACAGCACAAAGACAGACAGCGAGAGCAGAGAUGUCGCCUACGAGUGUAAAGUGUUCAACAUCACCAUGCUCUCGCUCUCCCUGUGCGUCCUCACUGUGACGGCCAUCACAUGCUGUGUGUCCUAUAUCAACCGCUGGAGGCACCACAAGCAAGCGUGCAAGUAUGAAAGAGCUGUGGCAUAUGACCUCGGGGAGGAGCCAGUGAACCUAAAGGUCAUGCAGAGGUCACAGAGUUUGCGUAACCCACUGCCUCUAGAAUCAUUCGGAAAGGACGACUCCUCUAUUUACUACAUCUGCACUAAUCCACUUCCUGUCGGAUGCCAUGACGAUGAUGUUGAUUUCUCACGCACACACACCACGCUGACUGACCCUAAAGAUGACAUCAUGCUGGAUCCACCCACCUUUUAUAUGCAGCUGUAGAUCUAACACUCCAACUAAACACGCUGGGGUCCAACUAUUCGAAUGCUUUAAAGUCAA
Molecule: messenger RNA, 636 nt
Organism: Clarias gariepinus (North African catfish)
Lineage: Eukaryota; Metazoa; Chordata; Actinopteri; Siluriformes; Clariidae
Exons: 3
Coding region: 1-579 (192 amino acids)
Source: RefSeq, a predicted model, not a curated record